Molecule: messenger RNA, 1794 nt
Organism: Fusarium keratoplasticum
Lineage: Eukaryota; Fungi; Ascomycota; Sordariomycetes; Hypocreales; Nectriaceae
Product: HET domain-containing protein
Exons: 3
Coding region: 1-1794 (597 amino acids)
Source: RefSeq, a predicted model, not a curated record
AUGUCCCGCUGGCACGCAAUAUCCUGUGAUUCCCCUCGGAUUCAAGUUGGGGAUGAUUCGAUCCCCAAAUGCCAAACCUGCGGUAAUUCCGCCCGUCAUCUGCUUCAGGAUCUCACGGAACAUCCUGCCAGUCUAAUCCCGUCGCUCCCACCCGACGAGCCACCGGGAAAGCUCAAUCUCAGUUGGCCGUCAACGAUAACAUAUACACGGACUAAGUCGCGCAGACCCAGCUUCGAGUCUGGAGCGAUAGAGCACCAUGCUCCAAGUUCAGCAGCAGAAUCUUUGGCCUGUCUCAAGCUCUCCGAGGAAACGAGUCUUAGAAGGUGGGCGUCGUAUAUUCAUGAUCGAACGUUGAAAGAGGACGAAUUUCGCUUGAUUGCCUUGGUGGCCAGGGAGAAUGAGUCUCCAACAGAUGCCAUUCAUCUGAUGCUGGAAACAUACUCAGAGAGGGAAUUCCCGGAAUACGAGGCCGUUUCCUACACUUGGGGAGGCGAGAGCGGAGAUGCGACCUUGCGCCACCCCAUCUACGUUGGCGAAUAUUGGGAUAUCCUGCUGCAAACUGGCAACUGCUGCGCCAUGCUUCGCUACUUACGGCCAUCUCGGGGCGAGCGGAUGCUCUGGGUCGACGCAAUAUGCAUCAAUCAGAAAGAUACAAGAGAGAGAGGCGAACAAGUUGCUAAGAUGGGUCAGAUAUACUCCCAAUGCCUCCAAGUUAUCCUUUGGCUAGGAGAUGAUAUCACAGUCAAGACUUCAAAGAGCUUUCCAACAAGGCAUCGUUUCCACGAGCUUCAAAGCUUGCAUAUUUCCAUACCAGCGAAUGAUACCUCGAGGCCUCCGAGCCGGCUCACCAUCCAGAAGCUUCUUGAGCGCAGGUACUUCAGCAGAGCAUGGGUUCUUCAAGAGCUAGUUCUUGCGCCACGGGUCGUGAUUCCCAUCGGAGACAAGAUAUUCUCGGUGGACCCUUCAAUGACAGAGUAUCUGAAUCAGUUGACAAGUGGUACCUGGUCGUGGGAACAGACAAAAGCGCCUUGGUUUCAACACGUAACGCGAGGCUUACUUGUACCAAAGAGCAUGCCUGAACUGUUAUCUUUGGCUUGGAAAAGCAAAUCUUCAGACGUUCGAGACAAGUUCUACGCUAUACUUGGUCCCUACAGCUUGAAGCCAGGUGGCAUUCAAAUUCAGCCAGAUUACAGCAUCUCUCUUCAGCACCUUGCGACCGGCUUCUUUGCCCACUGUAUUAUUAACGAAGGAGCCUCUCACCUACUCCUCAAGGCCUCUGGUGCUAAUGCAGAAGCCGGAAUCCCCUCGUGGAUGCCGAACUGGAAGGACCCCGUUGCCUGGGAGAAACUCCUUGGAAAUGAGGAUGAAGAAAACCCUAGCUGGGACCGCAUGAAGAAUAUGAUGCCCGAAUUUCACCAUGACAACGUCUUACAGAUCCGGUUUGUUCCCAAUCCAACUGCCGAAAAUAAUGCGCCCAAGAACAUCAGCAAAAGACUUUGGUAUCACGGCGCGACAGUAGAUGCCGAUUCAGGGGCCAUGACUCUCAACCUGACAAGGCUGUCCACCAUUGACCGCUUCAUGCGGGCAAGAGAAAGUCAGGAUUUCUCGUGGUACCGAUUCCGCUGCACGAGCCACGGAGGCUAUAUCUCACUGGCGAGUCAAAGGAAACUCGAUGCGCUCGUCGAAGUUGAAGAUGAAGUCUAUCUGUUUGAUAACAACGCCACGGCUCCCAUCUAUCUCGUCCUGCGCCCCACCGGAGGCCAACAUCACAAAGCCUUUAUUCCGACCUCAUAA